This is a messenger RNA of Corylus avellana, 1578 nucleotides long. RefSeq names its product xanthotoxin 5-hydroxylase CYP82C4-like. Lineage: Eukaryota; Viridiplantae; Streptophyta; Magnoliopsida; Fagales; Betulaceae. The record is from RefSeq and is a predicted model, not a curated record. Gene Ontology annotation, molecular function: iron ion binding; oxidoreductase activity, acting on paired donors, with incorporation or reduction of molecular oxygen; monooxygenase activity.
AUGGAUCCUUAUCUACAAUUAACUGCCAUUGUUGUCUUCGUUUCCUUAAUCUUUUACUUGUUGUGUUCAUUGCUUGAAAGGAAAAGGAGCAAAGAGGCUCCUGAACCAGCUGGUGCCUGGCCAAUUAUUGGCCACCUCCACCUUCUAGGCGGCGGUGAUCAGCUUCUGUACCGAACCCUUGGAGCAAUGGCGGAUAUGUACGGCUCCGCAUUUAGUAUCCGCCUUGGCAGUCGCCGUGCUUUUGUUGUGAGUAGCUGGGAAGUAGCAAGGGAAUGCUUCACCGUCAAUGACAAGGCGCUUGCUUCACGCCCUACCACCGUAGCCGCAAAGCUCAUGGGCUACAACCAUGCCGUGUUUGGAUUCGCACCCUACAGCCCCUUCUGGCGUGAGAUGCGAAAGGUUGCAACGCUUGAGCUUCUUUCGAACCGCCGGCUCGAGAUGCUCAAGCACGUUAGAGCUUCUGAAGUUGAGAUGGGGAUACGGGAGCUGUACACUUCAUGGGUCCAAAAUGGCCCCCGUCGUCCAUUGCUUGUUGAGGUUAACCGGUGGUUAGAUGAGUUGACACUUAAUGUGGUGGUCAGAAUGGUGGCCGGAAAACGUUACUUUGGGGCCUCGGCUGCCAGCUGCGACGAUGGGGAGGCCAGGAGGUGUCAAAAAGCGAUCAGCCAAUUCUUUCAUCUGAUAGGAAUUUUUGUGGUGUCGGACGCACUUCCGUUUCUGUGGUGGUUGGAUUUGAAGGGGCAUGAAAGGGCGAUGAAGAAGACGGCCAAGGAGUUGGAUUCCAUACUUGGAGGGUGGCUGGAGGAGCAUCGUCAAAGGAGAGUUUCUGGUGAAGUUAAGGCUGAUGAGGGUGAGCAGGACUUCAUUGAUGUGAUGUUGUCACUUCAGGAGGAAGGUCAACUCUCAAAUUUUCAAUAUGAUGCAGAUACUAGCAUCAAGUCUACCUGCCUGGCGCUUAUCCUUGGUGGCAGUGACACUACAGCAGGGACACUGACAUGGGCGAUCUCAUUACUCCUGAACAAUCAACAUGCGUUGAAGAGGGCACAAGAAGAAUUAGACCUUCAUGUUGGUAUGGACAGACAGGUUGAUGAGUCGGACAUAAAAAGCCUCGUUUAUCUUCAAGCCAUUAUCAAGGAAACUCUCCGCCUAUACCCAGCCGGUCCCCUCUUAGGACCGCGGGAAGCAUUGGAAGAUUGCACCAUUGCUGGCUAUCGUGUGCCUGCUGGCACCCGAUUGGUGGUAAACGUGUGGAAGAUUCAAAGAGAUCCAAGGGCUUGGAUCAAUCCGUGUGCUUUCCAGCCAGAGAGAUUUCUCGAAGCCCAUGCGAGCGUUGAUGUUAGAGGUCAACACUUUGAACUUAUGCCCUUCGGGUCUGGCAGACGGUCAUGCCCAGGUGUCUCGUUUGCGCUCCAAGUGCUUAACUUGACACUUGCUCGUCUACUUCAUGGCUUUGACUUGUCAACCCCAUUGGAUGAAGCUGUUGAUAUGACUGAAAGCCCGGGAUUAACUAUUCCAAAAGCAACUCCAUUAGAGAUUCUCCUGACACCACGCCUUCCUGCUAAACUCUAUGGCUAUUAA